AGUCUAGCGCUUUGCGCACGCGCCGCCCGUCGAUUUCUAUUUCUGGUCAUUUUGAUAUCAGGCGAUUGUGAAUAAGCAGGAGUCUGUCGGGAAUAAUUAUCCAGGUGAAUUCUUUGCCUGGAUAGCGCUCUUCUGGGGAAGAAACCAGCGAGCACAAGGAAGAAAUAAGGAUAAAUUUCCUAAUGAUGGCAUCAAGUUCUCUGAAAAUUUUUUUGUCUAAUUUAAUUGGCGCCGUUUGAAACAGAUACAACAAUUUAGCUCUUCGUUGUUCUUCUCGUUGGUAUCAAGUAUGGUUGCACUUCCAGUCCUAAUUUCCGGUCGUUCUCCUUUCCAAUCAGCAAAAUCUCUUUCCUACGUCUUCAGAGCUCUCUUGAUCGAUCCACACAGCAAGUUACAUCCAAAUCAGUGGAGCCAUGGGGAACACCACAAGUGAAAGGAUGUCAGGUGAGCGUCACAGUUCCAAGAUUCAUCGCUCAGAGGGAGCCAUCCACCAUGCCAAAGAUCAUUCACACAAGAUCAUGGUUGGCAGCACUGAUGACCCCAACAUCUUCAGCACCCAUGAAUCUAAGCUUCCUGGAGAAAAAGAGUUUGUAUCAUGGCACCAUGACUUGGAUGAGUCAGUUAAACCAUCCCAGCAGGCUCGUCCCACAGUCAUCCGCUGGACUGAUGGAGGCAAAGAAGUUUUCAUCUCAGGUUCUUUCAACAAUUGGAGUGCUAAGAUUCCUCUCAUUAAGAGCCAUAAUGACUUUGUUGCUAUUCUGGAUCUUCCUGAAGGUGAACACCAGUACAAGUUCUUUGUAGAUGGCCAGUGGGUUCAUGAUCCCUCUGAGCCUGUAGUGACCAGUCAGAUGGGAACAAUAAACAAUCUGAUUCAUGUAAAAAAAUCGGAUUUUGAAGUGUUUGAUGCUUUAAAAGUUGAUUCCCUUGAAAGUUCAGAGACUUCCUAUCAAGAACUUUGUGGCUCCCCUCCUGGAAUUUAUGGCCAAGAUAUGUAUGUAUAUCGGCCUGAAGAGCGAUUCAAAUCUCCGCCAAUUCUUCCUCCCCAUCUUCUACAAGUCAUCCUUAACAAGGAUACUAAUAUUUCUUGUGACCCAGCCCUCUUGCCAGAGCCAAACCAUGUGAUGCUAAACCACCUCUAUGCACUCUCCAUUAAGGAUGGCGUCAUGGUGCUUAGUGCCACCCAUCGCUACAAGAAGAAAUAUGUCACCACUCUUCUUUACAAGCCUAUUGGAGUCUGAUUUCUGCAUAUUUCCAUAGAGACUCAAGGACUCUUGCUUUUUCUGCAUAUGAUAAAAUACCAAUGGGCAUGGGUAGUCAGCUUCCAGAUUAUUUUAUCAGACACAAAGGUUUGGAUAACUCAGCUCUUAUUCUGAUUUUUCAGCACAAUGAAGUUCUUCAUUCCCAUAUGGCUAUUCAGAACAAACAACUUGAUAAAGCUACUGAAAUCAAGUUUUGGGUGCAUUAUUAAUAUAUCUCAUAUAUUGCAAACUGUGAGACUGGCUUCUUUCUGAAACAAGACUUGCCUUGCAAUCUUCCCUUCCACAUUCAAAAAGAAAGAAAGUCCAGUGCCACCCUGUUUUCAAAUCAUAUGACCAUUGUAUACAAGUCAUGAUGGCUGUAUGAGGCCUCCAAGUACAGAGACCAUGUGUCUUUAAAUGUGGAACAGCUCUUGUUCUCAAGUAUUGAAAGUCUCUUCUAGUAGGAAAUGAGAUGACAAUUAGACAAAAUUUGACCUAGUAAAGUAGAAUUGCUGUUAUGUUUUCAGUAUCUACUGUUGUAAAGCCUUUCUCAUGUUUGCCAUUUGUGGGUGCUAAUUAAGUAUGACCAGACCUAGUCCUGGACUGCUUGGGUAGCCAUUCAGUAGCGGCUUUUCCACUAUUGGGUACACCAGUGAAAAGACAAUUCAAUUGUCUCUUCUGAAUAAAUAGAAAAAAAUUAA
This is a messenger RNA of Pantherophis guttatus, 1939 nucleotides long. Its product is annotated as 5'-AMP-activated protein kinase subunit beta-2. The record is from RefSeq and is a predicted model, not a curated record. Gene Ontology annotation, biological process: signal transduction. NCBI's taxonomy places the organism in Eukaryota, Metazoa, Chordata, Lepidosauria, Squamata, Colubridae. Gene Ontology annotation, cellular component: nucleus; cytoplasm; nucleotide-activated protein kinase complex. Gene Ontology annotation, molecular function: protein kinase binding.